Molecule: messenger RNA, 582 nt
Organism: Closterium sp. Naga37s-1
Lineage: Eukaryota; Viridiplantae; Streptophyta; Zygnematophyceae; Desmidiales; Closteriaceae
Source: the annotation of a GenBank genome assembly
AUGGGCGUGUGCGCGACGGUCCUGAAGCAGCAGUGCCGCGACUACGGCAUUAUCCGUUGGCCUUUCCGAAAGGUUCGAAAACUCGACAGGCUGCUUGUGGCUCUAGUGGAGCACCCUACAGAGGGGAUGACAGGCGAGGCGGCAGCAGCGGCUGCAGCAGCAGCAGCAGCAGCGGCAGCAGGGGCCUCCAAGAGCCGAGCGAUUGCGAAAGUCCAGGAGGAAUCAAUCGCCAAGGCCUCGGAAGCGCAAGCUAGAGCAGGUGAAGGGGGCACUGACCGAAGUGAUUGUCAAUCCAAACUGCUCAGACCUGUCCUAUACACGUCUUCCCCUUUCCCCCAUGGCGUGCUCUUUGUGCAGCUCACCUCAAGUUCCACUUGCCUCUCCAGCUUUCCCUCCCCCUCCUCCACCCUUCCACUCCGCACCUCCUCUCCCUCUUCCCACUGCGCGACCUCUCCUGCUACAACCUCCUCACCCAGUGCAGCCUCUCCUGCUACAGCUGGUUCAGCCAUCGCUGUUUCACUCACACUCGCAUUGCACGCCAACCAUCGUGGCGAAAAGCUCACUGCAGAGCCAACUCAAUAG